Lycium ferocissimum is the source of this 1593-nucleotide messenger RNA. RefSeq lists its product as uncharacterized. Bases 1 to 1593 code for a protein of 530 amino acids. The transcript is spliced from 2 exons. The record is from RefSeq and is a predicted model, not a curated record. NCBI's taxonomy places the organism in Eukaryota, Viridiplantae, Streptophyta, Magnoliopsida, Solanales, Solanaceae.
AUGCUGAAGCAAAGGUUGAAAAGUGUGGAAGCAUACUUUGAUGAGUUUGAGGAUUUGCGGAUGAAGUCCAAGAUAGAAGAGCAUGAAGAGUACACUAUUAUAAGGUUUGUAGCCAACUUGAAUCAAGACAUCUCUAAACCAAUGAGGCUCAAAACCUAUAAUAGUCUUGAAGAGGCAUUCCAUGACGCAGCCAAGGUUGAGGCGGAUCUAAAAGAAGAGAGGUCCUAUAAAGACAAAAGCAAAUCGUCUUCAACUUGGAACAAAGGCAAAGAAAAGUGGAAAACUUCCACUUGGGAUAAGCCCAAGAGCAAUACUCAAGCACCUCAAGCCAAAUUCGAUUACAAAGCCAAAGGUGAUGACAAGGCUAAAGGAGGUAACAAUUAUAACACCAACUAUAACCGACCUUCUACCAUCCAAUGCUUUAAAUGCCAAGGGAGAGGGCACAUUGCGAGUGAGUUUCUCAACCGGAGGACUAUCACAAUAGUGAGGGAUGGGUAUCGAGCCGAUGAUGAACAUGAGGGCGGGGUUGGUCAUAAAGAAGAGGGAGAAAGAAGUGAGUGUGAGGGUGAUUCCGAUGAAGAGGUUGAGAUAAGUUGUACGAAUGCUGUUAGCCAAUUUUUAGUUGAAAGUAUGAAAUUCCCCACCCGCAAGCACUCUAAUCCCUACAAAUUCCAAUGGUUUAAUGAAUGUGGCGAAAUGAGGGUCAACAAGCAAGCCAUUAUCAAAUUUAGCAUUGGCAAGUACCAAGAUGAGAUUUUGUGUGAUGUGUUACCCAUGCAAGCUUGCCAUCUAUUGCUUGGAAGACCUUGGCAAUUUGAUGUUGAUGCCCAACAUAGUGGGAGAACUAACAAGUACUCAUUUGUGGUCAAGGGGAAAAAGUACAUUCUUAACCCACUAACCCCUUACCAAGUGAGUGAGGAUUAUCGAGUGAUGAGGGAGCUUCGGGAGAAGUAUAAAAGGGAAGAAAAGGAGAAGGGUGAGAAGGAGACUUUGUUGGUCAUAAAUGGAGAGGGGACAUCUCAAGAUGGUUCCAAGAAAUGUUUGUUGGCCAAACCAAGUAAUUGUUUAAAAGGGGUUGACGAGAGACACUUCAUGGUGUGUCUGGUCAACAAAGAUCUUCUCCUAAAUGCUAACCAAGCUACUAGCACUUUGCCUAGUAGCAUGUCUUCUCUUUUGCAGGAAUAUGAAGCCUUGUUCCCGGAGGAGAUGCCCGAUGGCUUACCUCAUUUGAGAGGUAUUGAGCACCAAAUCGACUUUGUACCGGGUUCCCAAAUUCCCAACAAAUCGGCUUAUAGGAGCAAUCCGGAAGAAAUAAAAGAAUUGCAAAGGCAAAUGGAUGAGCUCCUUAAAAAGGGGCUAGUGAAGGAGAGUCUUAGCCCGUGUACCGUUCCGGUGAUUCUUGUUCCAAAGAAAGAUGGCACUUGGAGGAUGUGCAUUGAUUGUAGAGCUGUCAACAAAAUCACGGUAAAGUAUCGCCAUCCCAUUCCGAGGCUUGAUGAUUUGUUGGAUGAGCUUUGUGGCUCAAGUGUGUUUUCGAAGAUUGAUCUUAGAAGUGGCUAUCACCAAAUUCGAAUGAGCCCCGGUGAUGAGUGA